This is a messenger RNA of Dicrocoelium dendriticum, 1074 nucleotides long. The record is from the annotation of a GenBank genome assembly. Lineage: Eukaryota; Metazoa; Platyhelminthes; Trematoda; Plagiorchiida; Dicrocoeliidae.
AUGGCGUCCAAAUGCUUGUCCUGUAGUAAAGGUGUCACCACCCGUUCCAAAGCAGUGCAGUGCUCUGAAUGUGAUGGGUGGAUGCACAUCGCCUGCUGCGGCAUCUGUCCUGAUCAAUAUAUGCACUUGCAGCGAUUCACCUCGCCUGCCAUCAAUUUCUUUUGCGACAACUGCCGUGCCUCACUGAAUUGCAGGCGUCUUCUCGCCGGACUAUCUGCGUUGAGCAUUGAUUCUUCUUCUCCGACGAAGCCUGAUACGAUUCACGAUACAUCUGCUCCACCGUGCUCACCAUCAACAUCUACCUCCGGUUGGAUCACCCCCAUAGGCAAGCGAAGUCGAACCACGUCCACUACGCAUACGGAUCCAUCUACACAGAUCCUGCCCACUGAUCCCACCACAAGAUCUUAUGCGGCAGUUGUGAGGGAAAGCGCGGUCUCUGUCCCUAUUUGCAAUAGCCCGACUACAGGUGGCGCCAAGUCCAGGCCUAAGCCCGUCGAGAAACCCAAACCUAAGCUAUCAUCUCAGUCUCAAAUGAAGCUUGUUCUCGACAGACUAUCUGAGCUUGAGAAAGCUGCCAAGGAAAAUCCGCCCCGUAGCAAGCCACAUGUUCCUGAACGUACCCAGCCAUCUCGCGACCGUUGUCUUAUCAUCAUGAACGCAGCGGAAUCGGAAAAACCAACCCCUGCGGAACGAAUACUAGAUGACCAAACACUGCUUGAGCGAUUGGUCUCAUUGCUAUUUGACAAAGGUGAACAGGGAAUCAAUAUUGUAUCUGCCUUCCGUCUUGGUAAAAAACAAGAGGAUAUCUCGAGAAAUCGCCCCCUUAAAAUCGUUUGCCGGGAUGAGGAGGAAUGCCGACGCAUCCUGCGAAGGACCUCGCGUCUCAAAGGCGAGCCAUUCUAUGUACUUCGUGACCUCUCACCAGAAGAUCGAGUCAAAAUGAAAAAGGCCGUAGAAGAACUACGCACAAGACGGGGAAGUGGUGAAACAGACCUCCAUAUUGUGGAUUUUCGAGUAGUUCGAAGGACUCCGAAAACACGUUGGAGGCCCAUUCUCCUCACCCCCGGACAAUAA